Molecule: messenger RNA, 3333 nt
Organism: Saccharomycodes ludwigii
Lineage: Eukaryota; Fungi; Ascomycota; Saccharomycetes; Saccharomycodales; Saccharomycodaceae
Gene: PAN2
Product: poly(A)-specific ribonuclease
Exons: 1
Coding region: 1-3333 (1110 amino acids)
Biological process (GO): nuclear-transcribed mRNA poly(A) tail shortening
Cellular component (GO): P-body; PAN complex
Molecular function (GO): nucleic acid binding; protein binding
Source: RefSeq, a predicted model, not a curated record
AUGGAUAAUUGGAUACCAUGUUAUCAUCAGCCUGAAGAUUUAAUUCCUCACCUACAUCAUAAUCCUCAAUUAAGAUUAGAUUCAAGGAUACCGAAAAAGAUUACCAAGACCUUUUACGAUAAAUAUUCAGAUUUAUACUGGGUUGGUGAUUCUAUUGGCAAACUUUCUGCUUAUUACAGACAGGUGAUUCCAUCAGGACAGUCUGUUCAACAACAUUCAUUAAACACUUAUCAUUUAUAUACGAGGCAUUCAGUUUCUAAUUUUCUCAUGGGUCCCGCAGAAUCAGGCAUAUUUGAUGGGGUUUCCACCCCCGAUGGUCUCUUAACAGUAACUGAUACGUCAUUAAAUUUCAGUAAUAGAAGGGGGUUAUUAAUGGCAAAUUACACAUCUUUAAAUCUACAUGAAUUAACCUAUGGUAUCAAAGCAAUAACAGCAAAUGAUUUUAGUAAUACAAACUGUUUUAUCGGUGGGAGUUACGAUUCCAUCUUCAAUAUUGACUAUAAACAGGGGAAACUUGUUUCGAGAAUAGACUAUUACAUGAAGAACAUUAACGUAAUGAAAAGCAGUGAUCAGGCAAGCAAUAAACUGAUUUUUGUUGGGAAUGAUAAUGGCAGCGUCGAUAUAAUCGAUACUACAUCCAAUAAAGUAGUAACGUCUUUGAAAGCACAUGCAUCCUAUGUAUCUGAUAUUGAUGUAGCAAAUAAUACAUUGGUAACUGUGGGUAAAACCAAAAAAUUUGAUUAUAUAUCUGAUCCAUAUGUUAGAGUGUUUGAUUUGCGGAUUAUGAGAGAUUUGACACCAAUUGCGUUCACAGCUGGUGCUGAUUUUGUACACUUACACCCCGUUUUACCGUCAGUGGUGGUAACGGCAUCUAAUUUCGGCCAAUUUCAAUUUACAGAUAUGUUCAAUCCAACAUUAACCCAUACAUAUACUCACCCAGGGAAGAUCACACAUUUUAACAUCUCCUACAAUGGUGAUUACUUGGGAAUCGUUGGCUCUGAUGAAAGUAUGAUACAUACGUGGAGUAGAACUGGUGGCACUACAAGAUUUUUAAAUUCAAUGAGUUCACCCUUGGAGUUUGCUGAUAUGAACAACGAUUUGCCAGCAAAGGAGCCGUUUAAAAUUGAUGAUUACACGAAACCGUUAAGUUCUGUAGGCAUGUCCUCAUAUGAUGAACUAUUGCUAAGUUCAUGGAAUAAUACGAUUUUCAAUUCUAGUGGAACUGUUCCGAAUUUUUUCAGGCCAGAUUUAAAGUUCCCCAAUGGCAAUGCCAACGGUAUCUAUAACGCCAAUACUCCAUCGUUUCAUAGUUUAUACAACAAAUAUCAUUUAAUACCAUACAAUAAAAGCAGUUAUGGUCCCCCAUAUGAGAAAUAUAUUUCAAUCAAACACGUUCAAGAAAACAUGACAGUAAACGAUGAGAGCUUGAAAUGGGAAAUUUUCAAACUUGACAAGGAAAAUGGCUCAAAAAAUUUGUCUAAUGCUUCAACUGUAGUACAACCUACUGUGGGAAACACAACUAACGUCACUUCUUUAUCGACUUCCUUAUCCUCAUUAUCACAACCAACUGCAACAUCAAUAUUAUCAGGAUCCCCGCCUUUAUUAUUUCGUCGAGUUAAAAAGACCCCGAAAACCGAAUACAGUGAUCUAAACAACACUAAAUAUUGUGGAUUAAUAAAUUUACCAGAUGGGAAUGCACCAAAUUCCUUGAUUCAACUAUAUAAAUUUACACCAUACUUUAAUAAUCUGGCAAGAGAACAUUUAUUGAAGCCCUUUGUCACCACAACGCUGAUACACGAAUUAGGCUAUGUUUUUGAUUGCAUUGGAUGUGAAAAUAAAUCCAAAUGUUUUUUCCCAAAAAAUUUUAUUGAAUUAGUCAGAUAUAUGAGAAAGAAAGACAGCAACGAUAUCAAAUAUAUUAACAAAUUUAUUUGCAAAACAAUCAGUAAAGAGACGAAAGUUUCACUUAGAGCAAACUAUGAUGAGGUUUUAAUUUUAAAUAGUACAGCAAAUAAAAGACAGUCUACACCUACCAUUUUACAUUAUAUAGAACACAGCUUCAAUUCCUUUAAAAACAAUAUAGCUGGUUUUAACAACUCCCUCACCAGUGGUAGUAAGAAGUGCUCAAAACUUCCAGAAUCUUUUGUUUUGAAUGUUGAUAUAUCCAGUGCUGAUUUAAACGAAAAAUGCUACGGUAAAAAUCACAAUUGGCUACUAAACAUUUUUCAUUUAGGUAUUACGAAACUAAAUAAUCAAUUUAUUUUUAAAGAAAAUGCUGAAGAUUUGCCAAGGUUUUGUGCUGAAAAAUGUGAAUAUGAACUGAACGGAUUCGUGGCAAAAGUUAAGUAUAACGACAAUAUGUCUCACAAUUAUGUUACUUUUGUGAAAAUAUAUCAAAAAACAAACACAGCCACAGAAUAUAAGUGGUUCAUGUUUAAUGAUUUUGUUGUUGUUGAAAUGCCUGAAGAAAUAGUAUUGGACUUUAAAAAUAAUUGGAAAGUCCCACAGGUUAUUAUAUAUACCAAGAAAGAUGUGUUAAAAGAGUUUUGUACAAUUAAUAACGAUUACAUCAAUAGUAUAACACACAACGUUCCGCAGAAAAUUUUUGCUCAGGAAUUCACAAGAUUAACCAAUAUUGAGGAAGUUCCUGUGAAGGGCACCUUAUUGGCAAUGGAUUCUGAAUUUGUCUUAGCUUCGAAUAAUAAGUAUCAUAUAGAUUGUAAUGGAAAUGUUGAUUUAAUACAAGCAGCUAGAGUGGUUUUAGCAAGGAUAUCAGUGUUAUAUGGUGACUACAAGAAUAUGGGGAAAAUCAUGUUUGAUGAUUACAUUAUCCACAAGGGUCAUAUUGGGGAUUACCUAACACGUUAUAGUGGUAUAUCCCCUGGCGAUUUGGAUCCAGACAAAAGUAACAAAAAAUUGUGCCAGAGACAAUUAAGCUAUAGAAAAUUUUGGUUACUAAUUAAACUGGGCUGCAUUAUUGUAGGCCAUGGUUUACCAAAUGAUUUUGCUGGUAUUGGGAUCUAUGUUCCAAAUAAUCAGGUGGAAGAUACUGCCACUUAUUUCUGGCAAGGUGGGAGGUACUUGUCUUUAAGAUAUUUGGCCCAUGUAUUGUUAAAAAAUGACAUUCAAACUGGUGAUCAUGAUUCUAUAGAAGAUGCUCAUAAUGCAUUACUGCUCUUCAAAGAAUAUUUGAAUUUAAAGGCUACUGGUGAUUUUGAAGGUAUGAUUGAUAAAAUAUUUCGUGAGGGUCGUGCUGUUAAUUACAAAGUUCCCAGUGAGGCUAUUAUUGAUUCGACAAUUAUUAGUACUAAACAUUUUGAAGAAAAAGAAUAA